AUGAUGCGCUUCUUGCGAGCCGUGGCUCCGGAUACGGUUGGAAUCUUCCGGAAAAGUGGUGUGCGCUCGCGGAUCAGCGAGCUUCGUAUGCUUUGUGAUGCUGCUCCGGAAACGGAAGUUUUUUCGGAUGGUAAAGAUCUUGAUCCAACUCAGGUUAGUUGA
Messenger RNA from Gongylonema pulchrum, 162 nucleotides. The record is from the annotation of a GenBank genome assembly. NCBI's taxonomy places the organism in Eukaryota, Metazoa, Nematoda, Chromadorea, Rhabditida, Gongylonematidae.